AUGGAUGAUAUUGUAAACGCAUUGAGCAAUGCAGUAGUUUCCAUUGGAAUUGAGUCCAGUUCUACUGCAGGACUUACUUCCAAAUUAGAACAGGCAGCACAAACCAUUAGAACCAUUGUACUUGGAGAAAACGAACAAACUUUGGGAGAUGUACAACAAAAGACUCUUACGUCAUUGCAGGCUUGUGCUGAUUUAGGAGAUUGUGUGGACAGCAUUAUUGAAAAACAACAUAGUGUUCUUUCUGAACAAAAGAAACAGUUUAAUGAAUUAUUUCCAUGA
Naegleria lovaniensis is the source of this 279-nucleotide messenger RNA. RefSeq lists its product as uncharacterized. The record is from RefSeq and is a predicted model, not a curated record. The transcript has a single exon. The coding region runs from base 1 to 279 and encodes 92 amino acids. Lineage: Eukaryota; Heterolobosea; Eutetramitea; Acrasida; Naegleriidae.